UGUGGAGACAAAGCGAGAGGAAAUAAUUACAACGUGUUAUCAUGCGAUCCGUGUAAAUGUGUAUUUAAACGAAAUGCACACAAAUACGAGUCAUUGAACUGUAUUUAUGACAACAACUGUACAAUAGAUGUGUUGAGUCGUAAGCAUUGCCGCAAAUGUCGUCUCCGGAAGUGCUUUACUAUUGGAAUGAGAAAAGAGAUGAUAUUGUCUGAAGACGAGAAGACAUUGAGGUUGGAUCUGAUCCAAGAAAACAGACGCAACAGACAGUCCACUGCCGAUACACAGCUGCUGACGAGUCAAUCAACCACUCCUGAGACCAAUGAUAAUAAUACAAUAUUGGUUAACAAUAAGCAAACACACGGUGAAAAUGAUUACAGUAUAGUCUCACUUUCCAUUGAGCGACCGAUCGCUAAAUAUCUAUACAUUUAUUUCAAUGAUAUGGAGACUAAACGAUUGAGUGAAUGGUUUGACGCGAUUAACAGGUAUUCGUUGCCAACGAUUACAUCCGACUAUCAAUUGGAUGUAAUCAACAAAUUCAACAAAAAUACUGUCUCACAGACUGUCGGCCGACAAUUAUUAGCUAUAUAUUUAGAGCUAAUUGCCCUCAAAAUGGUCAAGGUAUUAUCAAGUAUAGAUGCCUUUGUAAGCCUAACUCAGCAUGACCAAAUUACAAUUAUAAAGUACGGCGCGAUUGAAUUGUGCAUGGUAUUAUCGGCCCUGCAUUUUGAAAAUAAAAUUAAAUAUUAUAGGACCAGCUCGAUGUAUAAUUCCGCAAUCGUUGGGUUGUUAUUUCAAGCGCUAAGAAACUGUAAUACAGUAGAUUGUAAACAUGGUAUAUUUAAUAAUGUUCUGGACAAUGUUUGGGAGUACGAUUGGAGCGUGAUCAGUUUGUUAAUCAUUAUAAUUAUGUUUAACCCGAAUCGUCCGCAUCUGAUCCAUAGGGAUGUGAUUGAGUUUCAACAACACGUUUACAAACAUUUACUUAAAAAGUAUCUCCACUUUAAAUACCGAUCGGAAUACGAGUCGAGCCAUAACUGUGUAAUUAUUUGCGGCGGCAAAGCGAGAGGCAAAAACUACGGCGCGAUUUCAUGCGAGUCGUGUAAAACAACAUUUCGUAGAAAUGUCCACAAAUACGAGUCAUUGAACUGUAUUUAUGACAACAACUGUACAAUAGAUGUUAUUGCCGCAAAUGUCGUCUCCGGAAGUGUUUUGCGGUCGGAA
Medioppia subpectinata is the source of this 1221-nucleotide messenger RNA. NCBI's taxonomy places the organism in Eukaryota, Metazoa, Arthropoda, Arachnida, Sarcoptiformes, Oppiidae. The record is from the annotation of a GenBank genome assembly.